UGUUGUGUUGGCACAUAAGAGACACUGUGUGUCCUUUCUUUCAGGUAACUAUCAGUAAAAUGAGUAUGGUGGGGGGGAUAGAUAGGUAUAAUAUGUAAGGCAAGAUGAUAUGUACAUUGAGAUAGAUCUCAUCUCUCCUGCUUCUAGGACUUGAUUGAAUCCUAUCUAGCAUGCUCUUCCUUCCAGUCUGCCUAGUGUAAAUUAUAUUUCAUUAAAUCAGCCCAUCAUCAGAACAGUGUUUCUUGAUGCCUCUCAUUUUUUUCUCAUGUUUUCUGGCAUUUUUCCUUCAUUACUUUUUUUUAGUUCAUAAUUCAAUAUUUAUAUGAUUGAUGUAUAAUAGACAAAAACACAUCUGCUUUGCUUUCGAGUAUCUAACAGUGUCUGCCUCAUAAAAGGCACUCAGUAAGUACUUGUUGAAUGAAUAAGUGGUUGAUUGAAUGCAUGAAUGAAUGAAGUGAUAUUUGAAUUAGCUUUAAAGGUGAUUGGAAUUUUGGACAGGUGGAGCAAAUGAACGGGAAAUUUAUUGUUCUGAAGUGGAAACUGUGGAUCAUAUUGCUCAUGUAAUUUCAGAAAACUGGAGAAACUGGUUUGGGAAAAUGGAAGAGUUGGUUUUAUAUCUAGUAUGCUAAAUUUGAGGUAUGGAAAUUUAGCAGGCAUUUAGAAAUGAAGCACUGAUCUGAAGGGUGAGAUUGAUUCCAGAUAUUCACUUUUGGGAGUUACCUGACUAGAGAAUGUGAAAUCUGUUCCUUUCACAAAUACCUGGUAAGCUCCUACUGUGUGCCAGACAGCUAUGUUACAGGGAAGGUGAACUGCAGUCUGAGAAGGAGCCAGUCUUGUGAAAAGAGCUAGAGAAAAUGUUUCAGUCAGAGAAGGAACCCAAGUUUGUAGGCCCUGGAGCAAUAAAUAAUUUAUAAUUUUUGAGGAAUUGAAGGAAGGUGACCGAAGGACAGAGCGAGGUGAGUGAAGUGGGAGAGCUGCAUGAGGUAAAGUGGGAGAGGCAGGCAGAGCCCACAUCACAUGGGGACUUUGUGGGCUAGAUAGUGAGUCUAGCCUUCACUCAAAAGUGUGGUGGGGCUGGGCAUAGUGGCUCACACCUGUAAUCCUAGCACUUGGGAGGCUGAGGCAGGUGGAUCACCUGAAGUCAGGAGUUCGAGACCAGCCUGGCCAACGUGGUGAAACCCCAUCUCUACUAAAAGUACGAAAAAUUUUAGCCAGGCAUGGUGGCUCAUGCCUGUGAUCCCUGCUACUCGGGAGGCUGAGGCAGGAGAAUUGUUGGAACCCAGGAGGUGGAUGUUGCAGUGAGCUGAGGUUGUACCACUGUACUCCAGCCUGGGUGACAAGAGUGAAAACUCUGUCUCAAAAAAAAAGAAAAAGGAAAAAAAAAAAAAGGGUGGUGGGACACCAUUGAAGGCUUAAAACAGAAAGUGACAAGCAGAGAUUCUUUUUCUAAAUAAAAGUUUACCCUGGCUACUCUGUAGAGAAUAGAGAGUCACAAAGAAGGGACCAGUAAGGAAGUGUUUGUCUCCCUUCUUGAGAAGGAUCAUGGCAGAUAGGGCAGGGUAUGGCAGUGGACAUAGAACGGGAUAGUUGCAGAAUGCGUUUAAAAAGUAGAACCAGGCUGGGCCUGGUGGCUCAUGCCUGUAAUCCCAGCACUUUGGGAGGCUGAAGUGGGCAGAUCACCUGAGGUCAGGAGUUCGAGACCAGCCUGACCAACAUGGAGAAAUCUCGUCUCUACUAAAAAUACAAAAUCAGCCAUGCGUGGUGGUACAUGCCUGUAAUCCCAGCUACUCAGAAGGCUGAGGCAGGAGAAUCAUUUGAACCCAGGAGGCGGAAGUUGUGGUGAGCCGAGAUCAUGCCACUGCAUUCCAGCCUGGGCGACAGAGCAAAACUUUGUCUCAAAAAAAAAAAAAAAAAAAAAAAAAAAAAGUGGAAGUAAAAUUCACUAGAGAAGGAAAGGAAGAAGGAAGAGUAAGGAGUACAGAACCCUAGGGCCUAUGUAGGGGGCAAAAGAAGGAACCAGGGAAGGAAAAUAAGGGAGCAAGAGUGGUCAUUGAUGUCAAAGAUUUUAUCAUGUGGGCAACCUGCUGCAACUGGUUCUGCCUGGAUGGACAGCCUGAGGAGGUCCCACCACCCCAGGGAGCCAGGAUGCAGGCCUAUUCCAACCCUGGGUACAGCUCCUUCCCUUCCCCAACAGGCUUGGAACCAAGCUGCAAGUCCUGUGGGGCUCACUUUGCAAACACGGCCAGGAAGCAGACCUGCUUGGACUGUAAGAAAAAUUUCUGCAUGACCUGUUCGAGCCAAGUGGGGAAUGGGCCCCGCCUCUGCCUUCUCUGCCAACGGUUUCGAGCUACAGCCUUUCAGCGAGAGGAGCUCAUGAAGAUGAAGGUGAAGGACUUGAGGGACUAUCUCAGCCUUCAUGACAUCUCUACCGAAAUGUGCCGGGAGAAAGAAGAGCUGGUGCUCUUGGUCCUUGGCCAGCAGCCUAUAAUCUCCCAGGAGGACAGGACUUGUGCCUCCACCUUGUCCCCAGACUUUCCUGAGCAGCAGGCCUUCCUGACCCAGCCUCACUCCAGCAUGGUUCCACCUACCUCACCCAACCUCCCCUCUUCAUCUGCACAAGCCACCUCUGUUCCCCCAGCCCAGGUUCAGGAGAAUCAGCAGGCCAAUGGCCAUGUGUCUCAGGAUCAAGAGGAACCCGUCUACCUGGAGAGCGUGGCCAGAGCACCUGCUGAGGAUGAGACCCAGUCUAUUGACUCAGAGGACAGCUUUGUUCCAGGCCGAAGGGCCUCUCUGUCUGACCUGACCGACCUGGAGGACAUUGAAGGCCUGACAGUGCGGCAGCUGAAAGAGAUCUUGGCUCGCAACUUUGUCAACUACAAGGGCUGCUGUGAGAAGUGGGAGCUGAUGGAGAGAGUGACCCGGCUAUACAAGGAUCAGAAAGGACUCCAGCACCUGGUCAGUGGUGCCGAAGACCAAAACGGGGGAGCAGUACCAUCAGGCUUGGAGGAGAACCUGUGUAAGAUCUGCAUGGACUCACCCAUUGACUGUGUUCUUCUGGAGUGUGGCCACAUGGUAACCUGUACCAAGUGUGGCAAGCGCAUGAAUGAAUGUCCCAUCUGCCGGCAGUAUGUAAUCCGAGCUGUGCAUGUCUUCCGGUCCUGAGAGCUUGCAUCGGUUUCUUCAGUGCCUUACAGGGAAAUAGCCUGGGGUGUCUGGGCUCAGGGUUGGCUAGCUUGCAGAGGAGCAAGCUAGUAGAAAUAUUGCAGGGUUCCCAAGACCAGGGCAAGCAAGAUGCCAUGUCACCCCUGAGCAUGCUUGUCUUGCCAGGGGUGUACCUCUUGGCUGGCAAACCCCAAGGCCAGUGGGAACUUGUAUAAAUCACAUGGGUAUGUUCUUGGUUCAGUGAUCUUGGAGUGAUGAUGGUAACUGAUGAACAGAGAACUUUCCAGAACUUGGGUCCUGUCUUCCUCCCUGAACCUAGACAGUUUCACCCCUCCUCCUGUACCCAGCCCAUCCCCAUCCCAUAUGGGAGAUGCUUGCCCAUGUGUUUCAUCAAUCAGAAGGCCUCCUCCCCAGCACAUUCGGAUUUAAAUUUCUGGUCUCUCCGGCUUUCUGUGCUUUAACUAUCUUUGCUAAAGUCUCUUGCUACAUUGCCUAAAUCCAUUUGUUUCUUUGGACCAGAAAUGUUAGUUUACCAGACCGAUAGUGGUCCUUAGGACAGAUUUUAGACCAGUAAACUUAUCUUUGGUGAGAAAUGAAAUACAAAUGCUAUAGAAAAAUUUCAAAGUUGUUAAAAGCCGCUUCCUUAAAUGCUGGGAUUGGAAGCUGUUGGUCUCCUGACCUGACUCUGGGAGCCAACAAAACAUCAGGCUCCCAAACUGCUGGGAAAUUCGUUUCUGUCUGCAAGGGAUAGUGCGUGCAUAAUCCCUGCUGCUGCUUCUCUUGGGACCUGAUUUGCACCAUCCUUAGUUUAUGCGGAAAGGGGAAGCAAUGGGUGGAGGCAGUGGCCUUCUCCUUAAUUUUGGCUUGGCUUCUGAUCCUUUUCCCAACUAGAAGAAGUCUUAAGCCACUUUCCCCUGAAAAUGAAAUCCCUCCCUUAUCCAUGGUAGUUUUAAAUUUGGUCUCAUUGAAGAAACAGAUUUAGGCAAAGAGCCUGUGCUCUUCUCUGGCCAGACUUCUGUUGAAGUUCCUGGAGAGCAAACGUUAAGACAGCACUUAAGCGCUUUCAGGAGGUACUGAAUGAGACUGGAUUCUGUUGUAAGCCGACAGUUCAAGUCUUUAUUUCCCAGGUUGGUGGGGAGUGAGGAGACCCUACUUUCAUUCCCUUUCCUAGCCUACUGAUUUUUGGGGGCAGGUCAGGGAGAAAGCAUUUUUUUUUUUUUUUUUUUUUUGAGUCUCACUCUGUUGCCCAGGCUGGAGUGCAGUGGUGCAGUCUUGGCUUACUGCAACCUCCACCUCCCGGGUUCAAGCUAUUCUCCUGCCUUAGCCUCCAGAGUAGCUGGGAUUAUAGGCGUCCACCACCACACCCGGCUAAUUUUUGUAUUUUUAGUAGAGACGGGGUUUCACCAUGUUCACCAGGCUGGUCUUGAACUCCUGACCUUAUGAUCUGCCCGCCUCAGCUUCCCGAAGUGCUGGGAUUACAGGCGUGAGCCACCACACCCAGCAGAAGAAAGCAUUUUCUAGGCUCUUUAGGAAGGCCCAUGCAAUGAGUAGGUGAUGUUUUUAAGCCCUCACAGUCUUUACACCCCUAGAGGAGCUGGAGGGCUUAAGAGUUUGCUGGAGAAGUGUGGCCAAGCACAAAACACAUGAUCAGGAAAGCAGAGUGUUUUCCCAUUACCAAUGGAUGAACUAUGCAAACCUUAAACGUCUUGGCAGACAACUCCCACCCCUUACCCCUCCCAUGCAGCUGAAAAAUCUGAGACUAGAACCAAUCAUGACUCUGGAUGGCAGAGGGAAACCUCUAAAGGGACUUAUUACAUUGGUACAGACAUAUUUAUGCUUUCCUCCAUCACCAACCACUAAACCCCUUUGGAGGAAUGAAAUAGCUGCAUAAAAUAGUUGUCAACUGAACACUGGGCCACUUACCUCAACAUUAUACAAAGUCCUGGAUGAUUUGAUUCUGAACCACAGCCUUUGCAGGAGUUGGGGGAAUCAGAUUUGCUCAUGAAGACAUCCCUUUCCACUUUUGUUAUGGGCAGUAAAUACUAUAGUUUACAAUGCCUACCAAUUAGCAAAGGAUCAUUCAUUCAGCUACUCAGUUCCUCUGUAAAACAGGUCUAUGUAUGUGCAAUUUAGCUAAGAUCUAGCAGUAACUUAAGGGCAGAAGCUGGCUCUCUACUUACAACCUGCUUUCUCUGCUGAAGCCUUACCUCCUCUUCAGUUUCCCUCCUAGACACAAACCGAAAAUAAUAUACUGAUAGCUGGUUAGUAACCUCAGUAAGAAUUAAAACUGAGGUUGUUUACUCAUUUUGCCUUUAAAUCUUUUAUCCCCUUUUGGUGAAGGUUUCCCUUUAGGAAAAAAGGUGUCAAACAACCCUGAUUUUUUUUUUGUUUGUUUUGCAUCAUUUUUAUUACACCAAAUAAAAGUUGGGAGUUCCAAGAUCCCACUCCAGUUAAUAUUUAACCAAGGUCUAAAAUUUGAUUUUUUUAAAUCUUUGAAUCCUCCCUUCUGCCCCUCGUGGAUCCUUGGUUUUAAUGAUAUGGAAACAUCUAAUUCUUACAAUUAUUCUGUAGCUUUUGCUGAUUGCUCUGAGAUUUCAGUUAAGACUUGUUUCAAAAGACAGAUAGCUGACUGGUUCAUAAUACAUUGGAAUAGUUGGAUCCAAACUAAUAAGAAUAAGCUGUACAGGAACUAGUGCUCAAUAUACAUUGUAUAAAUUUGUGGAAAUUUCUUGGAUGUGAAUUGUUACUUCAAGUGGCUUUUAUUAAGAUUUUCUCAGACUUACUUGGAGGUUAAAGCAAACCCAAAUGUGUAUUAUUUUGUUACAGAGCUCUGCUUUAUAAUUUUGUAAUAAAGUUUCAAUACAGACA
Molecule: messenger RNA, 6030 nt
Organism: Pongo pygmaeus (Bornean orangutan)
Lineage: Eukaryota; Metazoa; Chordata; Mammalia; Primates; Hominidae
Gene: RFFL
Product: ring finger and FYVE like domain containing E3 ubiquitin protein ligase
Exons: 7
Coding region: 2071-3162 (363 amino acids)
Biological process (GO): negative regulation of extrinsic apoptotic signaling pathway via death domain receptors; proteasome-mediated ubiquitin-dependent protein catabolic process; protein K48-linked ubiquitination
Cellular component (GO): cytoplasm; plasma membrane
Molecular function (GO): ubiquitin protein ligase activity
Source: RefSeq, a predicted model, not a curated record